Molecule: messenger RNA, 3516 nt
Organism: Osmia bicornis bicornis
Lineage: Eukaryota; Metazoa; Arthropoda; Insecta; Hymenoptera; Megachilidae
Exons: 16
Coding region: 659-3193 (844 amino acids)
Biological process (GO): signal transduction
Source: RefSeq, a predicted model, not a curated record
AAAUCUCAGGAAAUGACUGGAGUGAAUAACCGUUCUUGUGCUACCAAACGAUUAGCUGUGUGCGUGCUUCCCUCUGAGAAUGCUGACCUGGGACAACAUGAUAUGCUGUUUUUGGAGUUGUACGCUUAUUUUGGGACACUCUGUAUAUUUAGUCCAGCCGAAAUUAAUGCACGCAUGCGUAAUCAUUUGUCAAGUAACGUUGAUUGCCGGCUGAAGUGACAGAUUUUUUAGACGCGUCAGUUUACAUUGGGUAGAUUAGAAGAUGAAUUUUCAGUUUUUCUUUUGUUCUCUCAUUACAUACGUUAUACUGACUAACAAGUAAUUUGUUCGUGAACAAUUUUCAUGUAUUUGAAAGAUAUUUAAAGAAUUACUUGAGUUAAUUAAUCAUGCAAUUUUUAAGAACUUAAAUAGAAUGUUAUUUAUGUAUAAAUGAAUUAGUUUUUCUCUUUGACAUGUUAGCUUAUUAAUGUAGAACACCUGAAUAGAUAGAAAGUACACAAUACAGAAGCUUAAUACUUCAUCAAAUUACUUAAUAGUAACCAAUCGGUCAAUUUGAAUCUGUUUGCUCUCCCCCUCCUUUUAAUUUAUUUGAUGUAUUAGAUAUAUUGGUCUCUUCAGAAACACAGUUCUUCUUUGGGGCUCAAAGUGAACCAUAAAUAUGGAAAAGAAAAAUAUGAAAUCAACACCCUGGAUAUUGCUACCUUGGAGUAUUUUUCUUCUUAUAAUAAUUCAAUUUCUAAUUCAACUGUUGAUAAAUAUCUAUCUUUAUACUUACGUGGCUCGUGUGGAAUCAGAUGUUUUUAAUAUGCGAAAUCAAGAUCUUCUGGAAAUUCAGAAACUGGAACGCAGAAAACGAAGUAGUGCAUUGCCUGUAACAGAAGAUAAUAAAGUUUCAGACACAUCCAGAAUUUGGCAAGAAAAGGAUACACUGAAAGAAUCUAAAAAAGUAACUUCAUCUCCUACAGUAAAGUCAGGUUUGACAUCUUCUCCAAUCACUCCUAUGGGACACGAUUGGGUAUGGUUGAAUGCAGAUACUCGUGUACAGGUUGAUGCGAUCGAAAAUUUUUGCCGCUCUUCGAUGAAAUAUUGUCCUCCAGGUUUACCAGGAGCUCCGGGAAGCCCAGGAGCUCCUGGAGAACCAGGACUUCCGGGAUUACAGGGAAUGACCGGUCCGAAAGGACCACCCGGUUUAACUGGUCCUCCUGGACCUCGUGGACCAAAAGGUGAUAUAGGACCGUCCGGUUUCGAUGGAAGAGACGGAGUACCGGGUGAACCUGGUCUCGACGGAAUACCCGGACGUAGUGGUUUAGAUGGAUCACCUGGAAUAAAUGGUAAACCAGGGAUAAAUGGAUCUCCUGGUCGGCCUGGACGAAAUGGCACAGACGGAAGGCCUGGUCAAAUGGGACCACAAGGACCACCUGGACCGCGCGGAGAAGUGGGUCCUCCUGGUAGACCAGGCUUACCAGGACAAGAUGGCAGACCAGGGAUAACAGCCUGGAAGGUGAACAUGAAUGAUUACAAUGUAAACGAUUUACUAAUUCCACCUUCCAUUUUAGAUGACCGUAUGUUGCCUACGACAGUAAAUUCUACCGAAUUAAUAUCCGUUUAUGAGGGAACCAACUUAAGAUUGAGAUGCGCAGCGAGUGGAAAACCUCAGCCUGUUGUUCAAUGGUUCAGAAGCGACGGAGCCGUUAUUCCUAUAGGAUCUUGGCAUGUGACUUCUAUAAUUGGACAUACGUUUAACAUCAGCGUAGUGAAUAGAGAACACAUGGGAGAAUAUACUUGCGUAGCUGACAACGGAGUUCCUCCUCGAGCACUGAAAAAAUUCAGACUCCAAGUUAAAUUCCCACCCUUCAUUCGAAUACGCAAUCAGAUGGUUCGCGUACGUAGCCAAAGCACUGGAGUUUUAGAAUGUGAAGUUGAGGCAUUUCCGGAACCAACUAUUUCUUGGGAACGUGAAGACGGUGGACGUUUAAAAAUGUCUGAUAAAUACAGAAUGGAAGUUUAUGAUAAAAGAGAUACAUAUAAGCUUAAAAUGCGUUUGAAAAUUACAAAAAUAACGUUGGCGGACCAUGGUACCUAUUAUUGUGUUGUUAAAAACGAUAUAGAUAUUACUAAAGGUUCAUUUAUAGUCGAUGACAACAUAAAAAGUAUGGAAAAAUUCAAGAUAGGAAAACAGCAACACGUUACGUACGGAAAGCCUGCACCGCAAAGUAUUGAUUUAGAAGAACUUUGUGCACCGCAUGAAACUUGUACAGCUUGUCCCGUUUUAAGAUGUACCUUUACAGACGUUGCUGAAUAUUUAAAUAUUCAGCCUCUGAAAAAUGUCACAUUCACUGGCCUUCCACCGCGAUUAGCAGAUGGUGUAAUUGAAGCAGUAGGAAAACCUGUAUUAAAAGGCACGAUGGAUGAUCAUUAUGGAAGUUGGAUGCAUGAUAUGGCUAAGUCUGAUGGAUUUCCCGACAAACUCUGGGUUACUCGAAAGAAUGAAAGUUCCUUUAUUUUUGAAUAUAAAUCAAAAGAUUAUUUUAAAAAUGCCAGUUCAUAUCCUAUUGCAUUACCCUAUCCAUUUCAGGGAAAUGGUCAUGUAGUGUAUAAUAGAUCUUUCUUUUACAAUCCCAUUAAUCGUUCUUCAAUUUAUCGCUUUAAUCUUCAUUCCAUGUCCGAUCAUAUAUGCGAUAAGGAAUAUUCACGAUGCGAGUUGCAUCUUCCUGGAUUAUUGGUGAAUACAAGAAACUAUCUGUACACGCCAAAUCAUAAUUUUAAUUACAUUGAUUUCAAUGUUGACGAGAAUGGAUUAUGGGUAAUAUAUGGUUUACCAUCAAACAAUACAGUAGUUGUAAAACUGGACGCAAAUAACAUGAAUAUACAACACGCAUGGAAUAUUAGUAUUGAUAAUCAUAAAUUUGGAGAAAUGUUUAUUGCUGGAGGAGUACUUUAUGCUGUUCAUAGUGUAACUGAAGAAACGAUGAAAAUAGGAUUGUCAUUUGAUCUUUAUAAGAAUAUUACAAUUCCUGUUCAUUUAUCAUUUACAAACCCUUAUCAUAAAACUACAGCAGUCAGCUAUAACCACAAGACCAAAGAACUUUAUACUUGGAAUAAAGGAAAUCAACUAGCCUACCCUAUCAAAUAUCAAGGUUUUACAAAUGUUACAGCAAAAGAAGAAUUCAGGGGUAUAGAAAGUGGAAUAUGAAAUUUUAUCUUUCCUUUAAUGUAUCGACAGAAAAUGAAAGAAAAAUAAGGAAAAAUUGCUUUAUAUUUUAAAUCCUUUUCUCUGUACUCAUUUUACCCAACUAUAUCAAUCUUUUAUUGUUAAAAUAAUUAGAAGUAGUUUGAGUACAAUUCACUACAAUCUUUUACAAUGUAGAAAAUUUGUAUUAUUCUUUUCAAUAAAGAUCACAAUAUUAUAGCAUUUCAUAUUUUUCUUUUUCACAUAAAAUCAUAAACAUUCAUAGUAGUAAAUUAGAACUACCCCAUAAUGUUUUUCAUUAACUAUUUCAAUUAAACUACCUGUUA